Haliotis rufescens (red abalone) is the source of this 1793-nucleotide messenger RNA. RefSeq names its product zinc finger BED domain-containing protein 6-like. Lineage: Eukaryota; Metazoa; Mollusca; Gastropoda; Lepetellida; Haliotidae. The record is from RefSeq and is a predicted model, not a curated record. The transcript has a single exon. Gene Ontology annotation, molecular function: protein dimerization activity. Bases 158 to 967 code for a protein of 269 amino acids.
GAUACAUGCGUUCACUGAUCAAAGUCUUAAGAAAGACGCACGUGGCCUGGUUUUAGAUCCCUCCGAACAGGACCAAGCAGAAAAUAUUAUCCGUGUCUUGCAGCCAUUAAAGCAAGCUACAACCCUUCUGUGUGACGCUACUCUGCCGAGUGUUUCCAUGGUUUUGCCAAUGAUGUACAAGCUUAGGGUUCAUUUGACUGUCAAGGAUGGGGACAGUGGGCUUGUUAAAGCUGUUAAAUCGGCAAUUUCAGCUAACUUGUCCAAACGUUACACCAAAGACAAACUCAGAAAAACACUCGUAGCAUCAACGCUGCUGGAUCCACGUUACAAUGGGAUACCUUGUAUCACUGAGGAUAUCGCAGAGGAUCAGCUAAAAAGAGAAGUGACAGAAGUACAUUGCAAGUUGUCAGAAACACCAAUGCGUUUGAGCAUAAAGCAGGAGAAAGCUGACUUAGCUGAGAGCGAACCAGCCCUUCCCGACUUGCCCCGAUUGCCAGAUUUUCCCAACGUACCAGAUACUGCAGAUAGUACAGAUUCAAGCAAGUCUGGGGUGACAGUUGAGACUGAGCCACCCGUGAAAAGGAUCAAGACUGAAUCUGACAGCAUAAAAUCGAAGUCACUUGGAGUUGACGACUGGUUCUCAGAUGUCAUUGUCACAGGAGUGGAGAAAGUUGCUGUAGAUCAUAAUCAACGGGCAAGAGAGGAGAUAUGUAGGUAUCUGAAGGAAUCCCGGCUAUCCGGGGACAUGUCUACCCUGGAAUGGUGGAAGAUGAAGGAAGUGGCAUAUCCAGCACUGUCAGUGCUAGCCAAGCGUUAUCUCUCCAUCCCUGCCACAUCGGUCCCCAGUGAGCGGGUUUUCAGCGCCGCGGGACUUGUUGUUAAUAAACAACGAAGCAGCUUGAAAACAGAUAAUGUCGAUAAGCUGAUAUUCUUGAACAAAAACCUUAAAAAGGUUUUUGAUCAGUGAUGAUUUUCAUGUUCAAUACCAAAUGAACUCAUUACUAUUUGUCGUAUUUGAGGCAAGUGACCUUGCCAGAUACAAAUAAGUUUUCAAGUGUUAGCGUUUUGAUAUUUAGCGGUACAUUCACAAAAGUCAAAAACAUGAAAAAUGAAUUGCUGUUAGGUAUUUUAUUUUUUUGCAUUUACAAAAUGAAUUGAUGUUAAAUUUAAAACUAGUUCUUUAUACUUUAUACAGUUACAAAAUGAAUUGAUAUUACGCAUUUUAAAGUUCAUAGUUUGAUUGUUUCUCAAAGUUGGUGACUGACACCGAUUGCCGAUAUUCCAACUGAACGUUUAUAAAGUUAUUUUAAAAGUGCAUUCUUCGGGGUUUUUUAUUUCAUGACUUAAGACUAUUAGACUAAUCGAUAUAUAGUAAUCAUGAGAAAGUUUCGUAACACAUUAGUGCUGAGACGAUCAUUACUACAUUAUUACAAGGGUAUACAAACUUACAUCGUUAUAAUCGCACGAUGUUUGUUUAAUAUCAGUCUGUAACCCAAUCUGUGCCCCACCACGAAAACGAUGACGUAGCACUCACCUGACCUAUUACGUAUCACACCUGUGAACCUAGUACAACCUACUACGUAGCACACACCUGUACACACCUGACAUUCACAAUGGCGGAAUAUUUGAUGAUUUUUUAUCUGAAUAGUUUCGUGAAUACUGUACAUAAAUGACAAACGACUAUAUCAGGUGAAAUUACAUUUAAUUUCUCAAUUAUUCUCACUUUAUACAAAUAAUAAUUGUCUUUGACGACAUGAAUCUUAAACUCAGAUUGUUCAUCGCUAAAAAUGCGA